AUCCGCUUUGGGGAGUCUAUCAUUUUAUUGCUGCGUAAGCCGCAAAACAUCCAGGAUAUUCGAGAAGAAGCUGCGAUUAUUACCUCCGUUACGUCCACGUCCGACGAAAUGAGAAAUACUGCAAUAGCCGGUGUUGCAGCGUUGGCUAUAUUGGCAGAACCACCUACAGUGGAGAAGAUCGUCAACUACCUUUUUGAGCAACUGAGUGUGGCGAAAUCUUCCGAGCAGCGCGUAUCAAUUCUGGAGGGAGUAGCUUGUUGUGCAGGUGCGAAGAAUGCGAGUUCGUCGGCUCUUGAAAAUGUCGCAAAUGGCGUCAUUGUAAAGACCACCAGUCCCGACAAAGAAGCACAUGAGAAUGUUGUGGUGGCCCAGUGGAAUUCCGCGUUUUCCUGGUCUAGGCGGCUUAGUGGCAGUUCUGCUGCACUUGCCUCUGCAUUCAAGGCCGCGCCUCUUCUUCUAUCUGCGGUUCGUCAUAUUGGUUACCGUACUCUGGCCAAAAUUUUCACUAGAUGUGAGAUGAAAGCAUUGCCGGCAGAAUCUGAGAAGCAGCUAUGGCAGGAGUUUGACGCUGUACUCAAGGAACCCCUGCAAUUUGUUUCAUUAUCUCUCCUACUGCUGAAAAGCUCUAAUGCCGGUACAGCGAAUCACUCAAAGGUGUGGGAGAAGGUUUCUGUCUAUGACGGAGUUCUGAAGGACAGGGCUCUUUCUGCAAUGUCUACGGAUGAUGCCUUGGCAUGGAUUGAUCUCACCGAAAAAAUGAUUCUCGAAAGGCCGAUCUCGAAUUCACCUGGUUCCUACCCUCCUAUGUGUCUAAAAUCGCUAACGAUCCUACUCUUCUGGCCUCAUUGGCAAGUGAGGAAACGCUCUCUCCGCGUCUGGAACGAAUCCUCGACACAUACACUACGCAAAGUUAUGCAGUGUCAUCAAGACCCACUGUCAUUUUCGGUUCCCGGCGAGUGGUACGUGCAGGUUCUGAGAUUGCUGCUUACGCCGAAAGGACCGGAAAUGGAAAAGCUCGCCAUCCACACGUUGCUGUUGGCUUCGAUCCAGAGACUAGUGGAGGUCGAUGGGUCGGUGUGGUUGAGGUGGAUGCACGGACAAGCUAGUACUGCUCAUUUAGAGACGAGCGAUCUCUUCAAGGAAACAGCCAUCAGUUUGGUUCUCCGUUGCCCUGAUCGAGGCGUUCGGGACAAUGCUCUGAUAACGCUGGUGGCAUUGAAUUUUCCGUCUGUACGUGACGCGCUUUGGAGUCACAUAGAAAAGAAUAUAGCUGAAUUAGACGUUGGCGAGUACGUACGUAUCCCUGAGAAGCACGUAUUGAUCUACCAGUGUUCUGAAGGACAUCUCUACAACACAGAAGUGUUAGAAUUUGACGAAGGCGAAAUCACCUACAAUAUGCGUCGAGAGAAUAAAGCGUAUAGCUUCCGCGAUCAGUUGGCAGAAAUUCAACUCCGAAGAGAGCUCGCCGAAAAGAAAAGAAAAGAGGGGAAGUUGACCGCUGCUCAAAAGCAAGUGAUGGAAAAGGAACUGGCAAAAGAGAAGGUGAUAAGGGAUGAAAUGCGUCAAAUGUACGUUGUUGCUGAAGUGAAAUUAGAUGAAGCUCGAGCAAUGGUGGCUGCUGAUCACGUCGGAGCAAUGAUUCGGACAAGCCUACUUUUCGACUACUGUAUCCCACUAACUCGAAGCUAUCUCGUCAGCAAAAAUGCCGCAGAGCUAUUCUUUGCAUAUCGUGAUAUUGCUUUUCCUCACACUGAGGACUAUUUGGACGAGUUACUGGGAAGUACCAUUCUUCGAGUGAUUGGCGCUCACUGGCAUGUGGCCAACUGGCACGAUGAGCCACUGAAUUCAGCUCUCCAGCGGAGUCUCCAGCUGCUAAAUGAGCGCGCCUUCAUCGUGGAGACUGGAGAUGACGAUGAUUCAUUCAUUUUCGAAGAUAUCGUUGGUGCUACUCAGUUAACAGUGCUUUAUCCGAUGAUACGCGAAAUUCUUUCGCCUUCUAGCCAUUUUAGCGAUGAUAUUAGAGAAGCUACUCUGACACUCUUGCAAAACGCUAUUCAUCGACGUUUCUUGAAGGAUAAUGCCGUAUUGCAAUUGCCGAUGAACGAAUACGCAUCACUCUUGCUCUCGGAAUACGCAAGGAAUCUAUCGUCCCACUCGCGGCAGGCACUACUGCAACUUGUCAGCCUUGCAAACGAGACAGAAGAUACUGGGCCACGCGUCGUCAGUCUUGCUAGGAGUACGCUAGCCUAUCUCGACAAUGAUAGCUGCGACUUACGAGAGAAUGUCAUCAAGGUUUUGUCAGCACCACAGCUGUUAACUCGCCUCGUGUUGUCAUCGGACGACAGCCGGUUUGCUAUUGAAUGCCUUGUUCGUGUGUUUGUGGCUCGCUUUGACCCUGUUGAGGCUGUGGCUGAACAAGCGUCUCAAUUAUGGUAUGCAUCAGUGUUCCACUUGAGACCCGAAAUGGCUGAACCGCUUAUUGAUAAGUGCGUCUCCGAGGUCUACACUGACUUGGCUAAAAUUCGUCCACCAAUUUUCGAUGAGGUUGGUCGGAUGGUCUCGGAUAGUGUGGAUGAAUGGGCGAGACGUAGUGGAGUUGGUCGAGUUCUAGGACGUUUGGCAGAUCAUGUAGAAGCCAAGGAUGCAAUGCAAUUCAUCAAAUUGGUUGUUCCACAAGGGCUUGGUGACCGUCACGCUGAUUGUAGAAACGGGAUGCGAGAUGCGGCCGUUGAAGUAAUUCGAAAGCACGGUCGAGCCGUCAUGAAUGAUUUACUGCCAUUCCUAGAACAACUAUCGGAUUCCACACCAAGUGGAGGAGAGCAUGACAACUUGAGACAAGGAUUGGUUGUGCUUCUCGGAACCCUUGCUCAAUACCUCGAUCCUUCUUCUGAUAAAGUCCGUGACAUUGUAGCUCGACUGAUGGAAGCACUCUCCACUCCCAGUCAACCGGUUCAAGAAUCGGUGUCGAGAUGUCUUUCACCAUUGGUUCCGGCGAUUCGAGACACAGUGAAGACGUUGAUACAAAAACUGCAAUGGCUGUUGUUCGAAGCUGACUCUUAUGGUGAACGUCGUGGUGCUGCCUACGGCAUAGCUGGAAUUGUCAAAGGAAUGGGUGUGUCUUCACUCAAGGAACUGGACCUUCUACCAGCGAUUCAAAAAGCGCUGCUGGAGAAGAAAAACGCUAAACAUCGCGAGGGUGGCCUUCUUGGCUUCUGGAAAUCUUAUGCAGCACCGUUCGGUAAACUUUUCGAGCCGUACAUGAUCCAAGCAUUGCCAUCGUUACUGCUUUGCUUCGGAGAUAGCGAUGAAAGUGUCCGCAGAGCUGCUGAGGAUACUGCUGUGGCCAUGAUGUCGUCAAUGUCACCUCAUGGUACGAAGCUGGUUCUUCCUUCGCUACUGACAGCACUUGACGAUGAGUCUUGGCGAACGAAAUGCGCGGCGACUGAGUUACUUGGUUCCAUGGCAUUCUGUGCUCCACGACAACUGUCUGCAUGUCUACCUAAUAUUGUGCCAAAACUAAUCGAAGUGUUGGCAGAUUCCUCGUCCAAGGUUCAAAGAAGUGGUGAAAAAGCCCUUAGACAGAUCGCGAGUGUCAUCAGAAAUCCAGAAAUCCUGGGAGUUUCGAAUCAGCUGAUUUCGGGAUUGUUGGAUCCGGCCAACAAAACCAAUUAUGCCUUGCAGGCUGUUCUGAAUACCAAAUUCAUUCCACUACAUCGAUGCACCGUCACUUGCGCUUAUUAUGCCGAUAGAAACAGUGAGACACGAAAAGUAGCUGCACAGAUCAUUGCGAACAUUUAUACGCUCACUGAACACAAGGAUAUGGAGCCCUACAUGUGCGAUUUGGUGCCAGGACUGCAAAAGUCGCUGCUUGAUCCCGUGCCAGAAAUCCGAACAGUGGCAGCUCGUGCGCUUGGAGCGAUUGUGGCAAAAUCUACAGGUGCAACCAGCGAAAAACUACGUGGAAGUAUUGUGCCUUGGUUGAAAGAGAAAUUGGUUUCUCCGCAUUCGACUGUCGAUCGUUCUGGAGCAGCUCAAGGUCUCUGCGAAGUACUGGCUGGCAUCGGCUCCGAACAGCUCGAGUUCGUUAUGCCCGAAAUUAUUGCUGCCACUGAGAGUACAGAGGUCACUGCUGAAACCCGAGAUGGCUACAUUCUUAUGUACAUCUAUCUACCAAUGGUGUUUGGAGAAAAUUUCCUACCGUACCUGCCACAAAUCGUGCCGCCCAUUCUCAAAGCUCUAGCUGACGAAAACGAGCAGGACAGAGACUCAUUCGCUCAGUACUGUUCACAUGCCCGACGUCUGCUUCUGCCGCAAUUGCAGAGCGCCCUUCACGACGAGAACUGGAGAAUUCGUCACGCUUCAGUGCAGCUUAUCGGAGACUUCCUGUUUACUAUAUCAGGGGUAUCGGGCAAGAGUACAUCGUCAACCGCGAAUGAAGAUGAUACCAUGGGUAUGGAGCACGCAGGCAAGAGCAUUGUGCGAGCUCUUGGACAACAGUGUCGUGACAGCGUUUUGGCUGGUUUAUAUCUGGCAAGAUCCGACGUUGCCUUAAUCGUUCGUCAAGCGGCUGGCCACGUCUGGAAGAUUGUGGUAGCAAAUACACCACGUACCCUCAAGGAAAUCAUGAAAGUUCUGUUCGAA
This is a messenger RNA of Ostertagia ostertagi, 4641 nucleotides long. The record is from the annotation of a GenBank genome assembly. NCBI's taxonomy places the organism in Eukaryota, Metazoa, Nematoda, Chromadorea, Rhabditida, Trichostrongylidae.